AUGGACCGUCGUUUGCAGUGCAGGUGUCACGGUUACAACACGGAAGAAAAAAGAAUUACAAUCAUAGCAAAUUUAGAGGCUCAUUGUAAGAAAACGCGGCCAUUAGAUCGGAUCGAUUGCGCCGGCGCGCUGGCGGGAAGGCUUUCCCUUUUGAAUACCAACGUCGACACGAGACAGAGCUGUGCGAGAGCCAGGAGCAGGAGCCAAGGCGGCGCCGGUCCUUUUCUCCGUCACUCGCCGGCGACGGCCCACCCCGACCUGCACCUGGCCUUCCACUUUCCGGUGUCCCGCGCGCAGAAGAUCGCAAGGAGCGACUUAGCGCGGGCGCGGCUGGUUCGGCUAAACCAUCAUCCAGAUUCGCGCAGCGCCUCCAUUCGCGCCUCCAGCAGCUGCUUCCGAUCCAUGCGCCCACGCUCGAGGAAUCCUCUCCAACUAAGAUGGCGCCAGCCUCCGACCCUAGCGUACGCAUCUAUCGAUCGACUAACGCCGGCACGCACGACGGCGCGCUGCUCAGCCUUCAUCCGCGCGCGGGGAUCGGGCGCCCUGCAGGUGUUCGGCGAAUUUCCUCACCGGGAAGAUUUCGCCGCUGGCGUCCGAUGGCCGGGCUCCGGCUUCAGGGGCAUAUUCAUGUUGCUCGGCGAUGAAAUUGGAGUUCGCCACGACCAUGGCGUCACCGGUUCCUCACUCACUGGAGUGGCGGUUCCACCAUUCGGGUCAGCUGGAGCGGCCGCCCUUGCUCUCCGGCGACGGAGCAGGUUAUCUCCCGUGCCUAGCGACCAUCGACGCAGUGCAAUGAAGCUUCAUCGUCAUCAGCCGCCCCGGCAAUCCUCAAUAUCUAGGUCCGCCACUGCUCACGUGCUAGUCAUAGAUUUGACCCUCCGUUAGUCAGUGUUGCUCGAGAAGGAACAUGCUGUACCGUUGCUUCUCCUGCGCCUAUUGAAACACCAACAUAAACGCUGGCGCGGGAUGCUCUUCCGCCAUGGCAGCAUUGAACUGUGUCUGCGCCUUCUCCACGUCAAGUCAGUGUGGGACGGUUC
This is a messenger RNA of Hordeum vulgare subsp. vulgare (domesticated barley), 1037 nucleotides long. RefSeq lists its product as uncharacterized. The transcript is spliced from 2 exons. Bases 1 to 885 code for a protein of 294 amino acids. NCBI's taxonomy places the organism in Eukaryota, Viridiplantae, Streptophyta, Magnoliopsida, Poales, Poaceae. The record is from RefSeq and is a predicted model, not a curated record.